Molecule: messenger RNA, 998 nt
Organism: Drosophila persimilis
Lineage: Eukaryota; Metazoa; Arthropoda; Insecta; Diptera; Drosophilidae
Product: enoyl-CoA hydratase domain-containing protein 3, mitochondrial
Exons: 2
Coding region: 16-873 (285 amino acids)
Cellular component (GO): mitochondrion
Molecular function (GO): hydro-lyase activity
Source: RefSeq, a predicted model, not a curated record
UGAAGUCAAAUCCAAAUGUUUCGUAAAUUACAAGUUAAAACCGUCAGAUAUGCAACAGGUGCAUAUGGACAGGUCUUUCGUCUUGCCAGCAGCCAAAGCCAAGCUCCAGAGCUGGUUUUGGUCAAGGAAGCGAACGGAGUGCGAGAGAUAACACUGAAUUAUCCUCGCACAUUGAACUCCCUCUCGAUGGACAUGAUGUGUGCCCUACAGAAUGCCCUAGUAAAGGACAAGGAUGAUGUGAAACUGCGCUGUGUCGUGCUCUCGGCAAAUGGCAAAAUCUGGUCCGCUGGCCACAAUCUCAAGGAACUGCACGGCAAUCCGGAUAUUCAGAGGAGUGUCUUCCAGAAGCUCACCGACAUCAUACGAGACAUACAGCUGCUUCCGGUGCCGGUGAUAGGCAAGGUGAAUGGUUAUGCGGCUGCAGCUGGCUGUCAGCUUGCAGUCUCGUGCGACAUUGUAGUCUGCUCCAAGACCAGCAAAUUCUCCACGCCGGGAGCUGGCGUGGGCGUCUUCUGCUCGACUCCUGGUGUGGCCAUUGCCCGUGUGAUGUCGCGUCCCAAGUCUGCGUACAUGCUGAUGACUGGCUUGCCCGUUACCGGAGAAGAGGCGUUCAUUUCCGGCAUGGUGUCCAGGGUGGUCCAGGCGGAGGAUCUGGACCGAGAGAUCGAUGAGAUAACCUGUGCCAUCAAUGCGAAAAGCCGAGCCGUCAUUAGCCUCGGCAAAGAGUUCUACUACAAGCAGCUGGCCAUGCCCUUGAACGAGGCAUAUCCGGCUGCUGGCCAGAAAAUGGAAGAGAACCUGCAAUUGAGCGACUGCCAGGAAGGCAUCGCUAGCUUCAUAGAGAAGCGUGCACCCCACUGGAAGCACGAGUAAUACCUGUAUAUCCUAUCCUUUGAAACUCCUGUAACCCACUAACCAAUUAUGCAUUUAUGUAGUAUUUAGGUUUACUUGAAAUAUAUUUUUUAGCCGCUUGUUAUGCAGUAUGCACUUUGUGUAAA